Messenger RNA from Phascolarctos cinereus (koala), 3678 nucleotides. RefSeq names its product histamine receptor H3 (gene HRH3). NCBI's taxonomy places the organism in Eukaryota, Metazoa, Chordata, Mammalia, Diprotodontia, Phascolarctidae. Gene Ontology annotation, cellular component: dendrite; plasma membrane; synapse. Gene Ontology annotation, molecular function: histamine receptor activity; G protein-coupled acetylcholine receptor activity; G protein-coupled serotonin receptor activity. The record is from RefSeq and is a predicted model, not a curated record. Gene Ontology annotation, biological process: adenylate cyclase-inhibiting G protein-coupled acetylcholine receptor signaling pathway; G protein-coupled receptor signaling pathway, coupled to cyclic nucleotide second messenger; chemical synaptic transmission.
GGGAAGCUCAGACCUGUGCACCUGCAGACAGUAACGGGGAACAUUGCACGAUGCACCAGCAGACAAUUGCUGAGCCUUCCUGACCCUCUCUGGCCCACCUCUGCCAGAAGCUGCGGAGCCAGACGAGGCGGGGCUGCGGUCACCAAGUGGCGGGAGGCGGAGCCCGAGUCUUAGCCCCUAGCAGCCCAAAGAGGGUACAGCAUCGCCAAGACACCGCGCCUUGGAGACACCUGUUGCCACCACCCUCCACCCCAUUUGGCCCGCGUGCAGCUGACUGGCCCAUACCCUAGAAGUGUGUAGGUUCUGCUCUUCGAGGCCGGGCUCCCUCCAUCCCGUGGGCCUGGGGGUGCAUGAGGUGGCGCUCUCUCAGCCUGCCAUGGAACGCACCCUGCCCGACGGGGCCCUCAAUGUGUCUUGGGGGCCGAGCGCUGGAGAGGCGGCAGCGCCUGGCUUCUCUGCUGCCUGGACCGUGGUCCUGGCUGUGCUGAUGGCGCUGCUGAUCGUGGCAACAGUGGUGGGCAACGCGCUGGUCAUGCUGGCCUUCGUGGUGGACUCCAGCCUCCGCACACAGAACAACUUCUUUCUCCUCAAUUUGGCCAUCUCUGAUUUCCUAGUAGGAGCCUUUUGCAUCCCCUUGUAUGUGCCCUAUGUGCUGACCGGGAAGUGGACCUUCGGGAGGAGCUUCUGCAAGUUGUGGCUGGUGGUUGACUAUCUGCUCUGCACCUCUUCAGUUUUCAACAUUGUGUUGAUCAGUUAUGACCGGUUUCUCUCUGUUACCAGGGCGGUUGCAUACCGUGCUCAGCAAGGCAAUACCAGGCAGGCAGUACAGAAGAUGGUAUUGGUGUGGGUGCUGGCCUUCCUACUCUAUGGACCUGCCAUCUUGAGCUGGGAGUACCUGUCUGGUGGAAGCAUCAUCCCUGAGGGUGAAUGUUAUGCUGAGUUUUUCUACAACUGGUACUUCCUCAUCACAGCCUCCACACUAGAGUUCUUCACACCCUUCCUCAGUGUGACCUUCUUCAACUUGAGCAUCUAUCUGAACAUCCAGAAACGAACCAGGGACCGCCUGGAUGUGGGCCGGGAGGAGCCUGGAGGCUCUUCAACCAUGAGUCAGAAACAAAUCCCAAGUUCUCUGAAGUGCUGGGAGUGGGAGCAGAAGAUGCCUCGGGAGACCUUGAACCUUCACAAGUAUGAGGCACACCCUUCAGACAAGCCAGAUGGUGCCCGGGACUCACCCACAUCCAGCUCCAACAGUUCCACCCAUGCUCCUGAAAAGCCAAGGUCUUUGAAAAGGAGCUACAAGCCCUCGGCAUCCACCUCAUCCCUGGAGAAAAGGAUGAAGAUGAUGUCACAGAGCAUUACCCAACGCUUCCGGCUAUCCAGGGACAAGAAAGUAGCCAAGUCUUUGGCAGUAAUUGUGAGCAUCUUUGGUUUAUGCUGGGCCCCCUACACCCUCCUAAUGAUCAUUCGGGCUGCCUGCCAUGGCCGCUGCAUUCCUGAUUACUGGUAUGAGACAUCCUUCUGGCUGCUCUGGGUCAACUCUGCAGUGAACCCCAUUCUUUAUCCUCUGUGCCACUACAGUUUCCGCAGAGCCUUCAUGAAACUUCUCUGCCCCAAAAAAUUAAAAAUCCAGCCCCACAAUUCCCUGGAGCAUGGCUGGAAAUGAUUCAAAGCUGGGGGAAAAGUGGGGACAACUAGGGAGUGGUAAUGCUGCCAGCACUGCAGUAAGGGGUUCCUUACUGAAGGACCCAUUUGUAGCUGGUUAGCCCUUGCAGAGGUCAGGAGAGAUGGACUACUUUCUUGUGCGAAAUGGGCAGGUUGCCAUUAUGGUUCCUUAAGCAGCUCUUCAAUGCUGCAUCCCCCAAGUCUCUGUGGGAUGGCGUGGCUUUUUUUUUUUGCAUGCCCCAUUUUGGUCCAUCAAAGGUUGCCCUUUGAGUCUGGUGCCAGCCAUAAAGGCUUCACACUGUCAGGAGCUGGCCCAUGGGUUCUUAUAGUCUGAGCUUAAAACAGCUGCUCCCAGGAGAGCAAAUAAGAGAUGGAGGUGGCUGGGGUUAUUCUAGUACAGAUACUCUGGGUCUCGUUGGUGUUAUUAAGCUGUCUCUCUCUUUUUAAGGUUUAUCAGGUUGGGAUUUUUUUUUAAGUGGUGUGUGUGUGUGUGUGUGUGUGUGUGUGUGUGUGUGUGUGUGUGUGUGUGUUUUCAUGAUCAGACAUUCUGCCCUCCCCUAGACUUCUCUGACUUUUUUUCCCAACAGCCAGUCAACCCCUGCUGGCCUGGUCUUACUCUUUCUAUAUUUCUAUAUGCUGCCACCAUAGGCGCUAGCUUUAGCCCAGCUCCAUAGACCCCUCCCUCUUGCUCUUUCCACUGGGAGAUUCUUAAGAAAGCAGAUCAUGGCAAGUGACCUAAAAGAAACCUUAGCCUAUUGCUUCUGCUGUAUUUUUCAUUCUGGAUAUUUUAGGAAAAAGAAAAAAUAUAUAUGUGAAAUUCAACCUUCUUUCACUAUUUAAUGAAGGAUAACAAAAAAAAAAAUCAAAGGAACUCAGUGCUCAUGAAGCCUGCUGGAUUGGCAGCCAUGGACUCCCACAUCCUCUUUUCUCUGUGCUGUUGACAUUGUCUGAGCUGUGGCAGCUUUGAGCUACUUCUACCCCAUUCCACCAAUGAGCCACAAGCCUGUUCUAGAGAAACUAGACACUCUAAGAGCAAUAAGACAUUCUAGAGGACUAGAGAGUCUCAGAAGAGCUGGAGAUGAUUUGAGGAAUGUUCUGUCUCCAUAGGCUGCUCAAUCAUUGGUUCCUUAGCUGGACUUACUCUGCCGUCCAAUGAAAGCCAAUAAGAUCUCAGCAGCAAUGCUGCAUUUAUUGUGUUCUGGGCACUAGCAAUAGAACUAGUGACAUCAGUCCAUCUCACUGAGGCUACUGGAUGGCUCUAACUUCUUUUCACAGUUCAGUCCCAAGUUAAGAUGGGUGAUGGGAGUGAAUUUGAGGUGUGGCUAUUUCUGUUGAUUUAACUACAUCAGGCUUCAAUGAGACAUCAAUCAAUCCAUCAGCAAACACUGACUUGUGCUUGUCACAAUGGAAGAGGUCAAGAGGUAUAAGACACCAUCUCUGUGCUCAAGGAAUUUGCAGUCUGGAAAAAUUUUCAGAAAAGACAUAAAAUAUCAACACAUCCUGUAGUGACAGUAAAGGGUACAGGAGAAAACUGCCAUGAUUUCUUGAAAAACAAAACAAAAACAAAAACAGUUGCUAUUUGAACAUGGUUAACUUAGCCUCCCCUAUAAGCAAGGACCUCCAGACUCUAAGCACAUGUAAUCAUUUGACAAGUCUUUAUUGAACCAGCCAUGUGCUCCUCAGCGUGAAGGUUCUGAUACAGCAGGAAGAAGAGAUAUAGUACCCUCCUCACUAGGAGCCUCAUUGUUUAAUUUGGGAGACAAGGAAUUAGAGAACCUAAGGAUGGUUAGAGAACAAGACAGAACAGAAAAUGAUCAUACUCAAAUGACAUGCAAUGGAAUUUUUGUAGGAAGCAGGACAUAACUCAUCCAAAAAAAAAAAAGGUAGCAUGCCCUUUGAGUCACCCUCACAUGUGCCUGAACCAGCUGUUUUGCAUGUUCCUGCUUCUGGCAAUGCUUCUGCUGCUGCUACUACUGCCAAACUGUGAAGUGACAAUAAAGUGUAUUUUUUCAUUCA